AUGGCUGGAAAAGUUCCUAUAUUCCUUUUCUUUAUCACUUCAAUUUUCUUCUUUGCUACCCUUUAUCACCUUUACCUUCGUGAUUCUAUCUCCGACGUCUCCUCCGUCGUUGAAGAAAAUUAUCUCCGACUUACUGAUCCCCCACCUCCACCGAAAAUCACCACCAUUACUAUCUCCUCCCCACCCCCGAAAAUCACCAUCACUACUAUCUCCUCAAAAAAAACUGAUAACCUCGCAAUCCAUGAAAAUAUCUCUUCACCUAUAACUCCUUUUCAAAUUCCACCGUUACCAGGUCCGAUUUCAUCUGUAUCCAUUCUAAUGCCUGAUUGGGAAGUAUUCGUUAUUGUCUCUCCCGAUUAUACCCCUCUAAUUUCUCAUCACGAUUCUUAUAUUUGUGUACACGAAACAGGAGAAAUUUCGCCGGCGAUCCCUGCCGGCGAGCUCCUGUAUCCGGUUCGGUCUUUGUUCAAAUGCGAGUUUCCGAGGAGAACUCGCCGGAGAUUGCCGUUUAAACAACCCAUAUUGAUGAAAUCGUCUGAAAAUAAGAAUGUUACGCCGCCGUCAACGAUGACAGAGUUGUUGCGGUGGACGUUUCUCGUUUACGAUUCGCUAACGACAGAUGACGACAUUGUUUUGUUUGUUAAAGGGUUGAAUAAUCGCCAAGGAAUUAACAGAGAACCCAAUGAAUUUAGCUGUAUUUUCGGUUACGGGGGAAAUAAGGUAAUUAGAACCAAUGUGACAAGUUCAAUACAAGAAGUUUUUCGAUGUAACCGGCCUGAUCCAACUGUUUUUGAAGGAGAGGGAAUAUCAAUCUCUCUUGAAAUUGUACUUCCUGUUCCGGUGGUUGUACCUUCUGUGGCAUAUUACAACCCGCCACGAAAAUUGGAAAGUAACGAGAAGUUAGAGAGAGCUCGUCUUUGUGCAUGUACCAUGGUGUAUAAUGUUGGUAAAUUCUUAAAAGAAUGGAUAUUGUAUCAUUCAAAAAUUGGUGUCGAAAAAUUCCUAUUAUACGACAAUGCUAGUGAUGAUGAUUUAUACAGAAUUGUCGAUGAGCUUGUUCAGGAUGGUUAUGAUGUGAAAACUUAUUUUUGGGUAUGGCCUAAAACUCAAGAAGCUGGUUUUUCGCAUAGUACAAUUUAUGCUAAGGAUUCAUGUUCAUGGAUAAUGUACAUUGAUGUGGAUGAAUUUGUGUACUCACCCUUAUGGUCUAACUUAUCGCUUCCAUCGGAAUCUCUAUUGCAUUCUCUGUUACCAAAUCCUAAGAAUAUACAAGAUCCAUUACUUGACAAGAGACAAGUUGCAGAAAUUAGUAUCCCCUGUUAUGAAUUUGGACCAUCGAAUAUGACAGUUCAUCCUAUAACAGGAGUGACACAAGGAUAUAACUGCAGAAGAAAAUUCGAGAACAGACAUAAGUCUAUUGUAUUAUUGGAUGCUGUUGAUCACUCUUUGCUCAAUAUGAUUCAUCAUUUCAUAUUGAAACAAGGGUAUAAGGGAAAGAAAGUGAGUGUUCAUGAUAUGACAGUGAAUCAUUAUAAGUUCCAAGCUUGGCCUGAAUUUAAGGCUAAAUUUAGGAGAAGGGUAUCGGCUUAUGUUGUCGAUUGGACGAAAGAAUUGAAUCCACGUUCAAAGGAUCGAACCCCGGGGCUAGGAUUUAGUCCUGUUGAGCCUAAAGGUUGGCCAUUGAAGUUUUGCGAGGUUUAUGAUAAUGGUUUGAAAGAUUUGACACGGAGAUGGUUUGAACUAAAGUCGUCUCCAACUCCGUUACAUUACCGUAUGGCAUGGCAAAGAUGA
Solanum dulcamara is the source of this 1791-nucleotide messenger RNA. Its product is annotated as glycosyltransferase family 92 protein RCOM_0530710-like. Bases 1 to 1791 code for a protein of 596 amino acids. Lineage: Eukaryota; Viridiplantae; Streptophyta; Magnoliopsida; Solanales; Solanaceae. The transcript has a single exon. The record is from RefSeq and is a predicted model, not a curated record.